AUGUCCAUCGACUUCCCGAAGGCCGAGAUCGCCGUCAUUGAGAAGUGGCGGGAGAUCAAGGCUUUCGAGCGUCAGGUCGAGCUCUCCGAAGGUAAACCGCGAUACACCUUCUACGAUGGCCCUCCCUUUGCGACGGGUCUGCCCCAUUACGGCCACCUGCUCGCCAGCACCAUAAAGGAUAUCAUCCCGAGAUAUUGGUCCAUGAAGGGAUACCACGUGGAGCGAAGGUUCGGCUGGGAUACCCAUGGAAUCCCCAUCGAGCACGAGAUCGACAAGAAGUUUGGAAUUUCCGGCAAGCAAGCUGUCAUGGAGUUUGGCCUGGCCAAGUACAACGAGGAAUGCCGAUCUAUCGUCAUGCGAUUUCGCGGCGAAUGGCGACACACCAUCGAGCGCUUGGGUCGAUGGAUCGAUUUCGACAACGACUACAAGACGAUGGACCCUACCUUCAUGGAGUCUGAAUGGUGGGCUUUCAAGCAGUUGUUCGACAAGGGUAUGGUAUAUCAGGGACACCGAGUCAUGCCUUACUCGACAGUCCUCACCACGGCUCUGAGUAACUUCGAGGCGAACCAGAACUAUCAGGAUGUCACGGAUCCCGCCGUCGUGGUUUCCUUCCCGUUAGUGACGGACCCGAAGACCCAUCUCUUGGCAUGGACCACGACACCUUGGACUCUGCCGUCCAACCUGGGGCUCGCUAUGCAUCCCGAAUUCGAGUACGUCAAGAUCUUCGAUGAGAAGUCUGGUAACAACUAUAUCCUGCUGGAGAAGUUGUUAACUACCCUUUACAAGGACCCAAAGAAGGCCAAGUUCAAGAUAUUGAAGAAAAUAAAGGGCAAGGACAUGCUAGGAUGGAAGUACGAGCCGCUGUUCGACUACUUCAAGGAGGACUUCAAGGAGGUCGCCUACAAAGUCCUUAACGCUACGUAUGUCACUGACGACAGCGGUACCGGCAUUGUACACCAAGCGCCCGCGUUCGGUGAGGAUGAUUACAACGUCGCUCUGGAGGCUGGCAUCGUCAACGAGAAUCGGCCUCCUCCCGACCCAGUAGACGACCGAGGCAUAUUCACUGCGAAGGUCCGCGACUUUGCUGGCCUCCACGUCAAAGAGGCUGAUAAGCAGAUCAUCAAAUUCCUCAAGGGUACUGGCAGACUGGUGGCCGACACGCAACUGCGACAUUCGUACCCCAUGUGCCCCAGAUCCGAUACGCCACUUAUCUACCGAGCUGUACCAUCAUGGUUCAUCCGCAUAACGGAUAUCGUGCCGCAGAUGUUGAAGAAUAUUGAGGGUACACAUUGGACACCAAGCUUUGUGAAGGAGAACCGCUUUGCCAACUGGAUCGCCAAUGCGCGCGACUGGAACGUCUCGAGGAACCGAUAUUGGGGAACCCCUAUUCCCCUGUGGGUCAGCGAUGACUUGACCGAGCGAGUCUGCAUUGGCAGUGUGGCAGAGCUCAAAGAGCUGAGUGGAUACACGGGCGAACUGACGGAUUUACAUCGCGACAAGGUCGAUCACAUCACUAUUCCCAGCAAGAAGGGCAAUGGAGUUUUGAGACGUGUGGAGGAGGUCUUCGACUGCUGGUUCGAGUCGGGCAGUAUGCCCUACGCCAGUCAGCAUUACCCGUUCGAGAACAAGGAGAAGUUCGCCGAGUCCUUCCCUGGUGAAUUCAUCGCUGAAGGUCUGGAUCAAACGCGAGGAUGGUUCUACACCAUGCUUGUGAUGGGGACCCAUCUCUUCGGUGUUUCGCCAUUCAAGAACUGUGUUGUGAAUGGUAUUGUUCUUGCUGAAGAUGGCAAGAAGAUGUCCAAGAGGUUGAAGAACUACCCCGAUCCAGCCAUCGUCAUGGAAAAGUACGGUUCAGACGCACUCCGGCUUUAUAUGAUCAAUUCACCUGUCGUCAGAGCGGAGCCCCUGCGUUUCAAAGAGGCCGGUGUCAAAGAGGUUGUUCAGAAGGUGCUUCUUCCUCUCUGGAACAGUUACAAGUUCUUCGAGGGCCAGGUUGCGUUGCUCAAGAAGGUCGAAGAUAAGGACUACUUUUUCGAUCCCAAGAUGGAAAGUUCGAACUCGAACGUGAUGGAUCGAUGGAUUCUUGCGAGUUGUCAGAGCCUUCUACAAUUCGUCAACCAAGAGAUGGCUGGCUACCGAUUGUACACCGUCGUUCCCAGGCUACUCGGUCUUAUAGACGAUACGACGAAUUGGUACAUCCGAUUCAACCGGAAACGGCUGAAGGGCGAACAUGGUAUAGACGACACCAUCCACGCGCUGAACACGCUCUUCGAGGUUCUCUUCACCCUUUGCAAAGGGCUGGCCCCAUUCACCCCGUUCAUAACAGAAACCAUCUACUCGAAGCUCCUACCUCACAUCCCCAAGGAGAUGCAGGCCGAGGAUCCUCGAAGUGUACACUUCCUCCCCUACCCCGAUGUUCGACAGGAGCUCUUCGACACCGAAAUCGAGCGAAGAGUUGGCCGCAUGCAGAAAGUCAUCGAGUUGGCCAGAGUAUCUCGGGAACGCCGGACCAUUGGAUUGAAGACGCCACUCAAGACACUGGUUGUACUUCAUCACGACCAAACUUACUUGGACGAUGUCAAAUCUUUGGAGACAUAUAUCCUAGAGGAACUCAAUGUCCGCGACCUCGUGCUGACAUCCGAUGAGGAGAAAUACAACGUCCAAUAUUCUGUCACGGCAGACUGGCCUGUCCUCGGAAAGAAGCUGAAGAAAGACAUGGCAAAGGUCAAGAAGGCAUUGCCAAAUGUCACGAGUGAUGAGGUCAAGCAAUACAAAGAGUCAAAGUCCAUUGUCGUCGAUGGCAUACGGCUUGAGGAAGGCGACCUAAGGGUGAAACGCGAUCUGAAGCAGGGCGAGUCGCAAACCCUCGAGACCAACACAGACGACGACGUGCUCACCAUUCUGGACACCGAGAUGUAUGCGGAUCUUGCUCACGAAGGUGUUGCCAGAGAGAUUCUCAAUCGAGUGCAACGUCUUCGUAAGAAGGCCGGCCUCCAGAGCACCGACGAUGUGAAGAUGGAGUACCAUGUUCUCUCGGACCCGGAGAACAUCGGUAUCGAGGAGGUUUUCGUGACUCAAAGCCCUUCUCUUGAGAAAGCGUUGCGAAGGCCAAUCGACAAGCAUGUGGUCACGCAUGUUGAUGGUGAGAUACCCAAGGGAAAGCAGGAUGGCAUGAUUGCAGAGGAAGAGCAAGAGGUGCAAAAGGCAACCUUUAUGAUCAGACUACUCAAACUAUGA
This is a messenger RNA of Anthostomella pinea, 3237 nucleotides long. The record is from the annotation of a GenBank genome assembly. Lineage: Eukaryota; Fungi; Ascomycota; Sordariomycetes; Xylariales; Xylariaceae.